This is a messenger RNA of Leptopilina boulardi, 6793 nucleotides long. RefSeq names its product proton channel OtopLc (gene OtopLa). The transcript has 10 exons. Gene Ontology annotation, biological process: proton transmembrane transport. The record is from RefSeq and is a predicted model, not a curated record. Gene Ontology annotation, molecular function: proton channel activity. Bases 259 to 3009 code for a protein of 916 amino acids. Lineage: Eukaryota; Metazoa; Arthropoda; Insecta; Hymenoptera; Figitidae. Gene Ontology annotation, cellular component: membrane.
AAAGAACCAAUAUACAUUUUGAAUAAUUGAGUUAUUCAUUGGUGAUAGUCGCGCCCUCUUUGCGGGGGAGCCAUUAUAUACAGAAUAUUGCAAGGACUCGUCUUCUGGACACGAGGUUGUUUUGUGCUCUUACAACGUGAAAUUACAAGCAGAAAAUUAUCAUCCCUUCAAUGGAGGAAAUUGGAUAACUAAUCAAGGACAAUCGUCCAUCAUAAAAUCGACAGAAGAGAACAACAAAGAGCUCGUGAUAUUGAAGAGAUGCAACGUUGCCCUUAUCUUCACGAGAUGAAGGAGCGUCUGCUCUCGCAACCAACACCAACUGACAGUUUGGAUAUGGAACGUCUCGACGGAAGUGGCACUCCUGUAAAGGAAGCACACUUACACAACGAUUAUCCAGCCCACACGAAUCCCGGAGUUAUCCCUGACCCACCAGAAAUGCCACCUGACUCAUUAAUCGGCACCGUUGUCAAGCUAAAUUCCGACGGUUAUGGUUCUCACACGUCACCGGCGCACGCCAGACAACCCCUAGUACCACAAAAUGCGAAUAACCAACCCCUUUGUUUUACGCCUACGCACACACUUCCCACAUCUGGCACAUUGCCAAAGAAUGCCAAGACGUCCCUUUUUAUCAUCAUGAGCUUUAUAUAUGCAAAACUUUUAAUAGUUGUUUGCAUUGCCUAUGUAAUAAGCGAUGUUGUCACUUAUCGAAUACCUGCAUAUUAUUAUGAGGGUUUCUUCACAUACCUUUAUGGAGUCAGCAUCCUCUUUCUGCUCUACGUAUUCUGCUUCCUCCUUCAGGAAAGCGCCUGCUGCUCCAGGGGCGUUGAAACACCUCCACCACCGCCACGACCACCAAAAGCAUCUAAAGAAACAAAAGACAAAGAUAAGAAAAAGAAAGACAAAAAGGUCAAAGAACAAAAAGGACAAAAAGAUAAGAAAAAGAAGGAACCUGCAGAUGUGGAAGCUGCGGUGGUUACUCGAAAGCGUAAAACCACACAAAAUGAUCAAAGCCAUGGUAGCUUUUUCCUCAGGAUGGGCGCGAUCGCUUUCGGUUUGGGGACAAUGGUUUACAAUGGAUUGGAAUUCGGAACCUUUUUCGAAGUUUUACCUACUUCACCAUGUUAUCAAAUUCUAAAAGGAGUGAAUCCCGUUCUACAAAUGAUUUUCACUUUCAUGCAAAUGUAUUUCAUUUUCAUGAAUUCAAGGCUCAACAUUCACCGGUUUAAAGUAAUCGCUCGUUUCGGUCUAAUGCACGUUGUAGCAACAAAUGUUUGCGUUUGGAUACGAACCUUGGUAUUGGAAACUUUAAAAGAUAUCACAGUCUAUCACAAAAGUUUGGGACGAAAAGAAAUCGGUCUUUUGGCGAGUAUCAGCGAGCACACCAUAAGGAAUGCCGAUGCAAUUCUUGGCAUUGAACCACGAGAUAUGGCUCAACUACGAAAAUUAUCUUACUCGACGACCGUGAAACCACCAACUGCAAUUAGAGCUGUCAGAACAACCGUAUCAUCCUUAGGACGUGUUGCUCGAACAACGGCAAGAGCUGUUGCACGAGCUGUAACAACAGCUACAACAACAACCACUACUCCAUGGAGAACUUCAUCUACAGCUAAUCCAUCAACAACCACUACCACUACUUCUACCACCACUACCACUUCGACAACACCAUUUCCCACUACACCCACCAGACAACCUACAACAGCAGCAACAACAUUCUCAACUUUACUGACAACCUUGACUCCAGCUAAGAAUAACACUUGGAGGGAAACUACACCAUCAUCAACCACAACAAGCACUAGCACUUUCUCCACCACAACACUAUCACAAUUCGUCGCUGGAUUGUUUGACUCACCGCAGUCCAUCAACAAGAAUAACAUUCCUCAGGCUUAUGAUGUAAAUCCAAGUCUUCCCAGCAAUUCGAGUAAUGAGACUUCAUACUGGGGAUCCAAUUUCGGAAUUCAUGCCGAGGCACUCACUGCCAAUUUUUCAAAUAAAAAUUCAUGCGAACGUGUUAGCAUUAUGGGUACCACUGUUCAGGAUGCUGCACCCUAUUUGUAUCCAUUCAUCAUUGAAUACAGUCUUAUUGGCGCUGCUGUGAUUUACGUAAUGUGGAAGCAUAUUGGUCGUCAUCCACGUUGGCCACGACAAGCUGAAGCCGAUCUUGAACGUCGCUUAGAAGCAAUGCUAUCACGAAGGGCCGUUGCUCUUGCACAUGCAGAAGGAGAUGAACCACCAAGCGAUUGUGAAAUCGUUCCGUCCGUUAACGAGAGUGAAGAAACCAAUCGGACCACUACGGGGAAGCCUACUGUUCGGAAUGGACACGGCCGAGUGGAUUGUGUUGGGGCCAGCAAAGGACUUUUCUUCGGAUUACUACUCUUAGUGGGUUCAUUGAUCUGUUUGAUAUGUUUCUUCGUACUGAUACGCAAUCCUGGAAUGGGACUAUUGGCAAUUUAUCUGGCAGACGCUUCACAUUGUCUAUUAAUGGCACUCUCCAUCAUUGCCAUUAUAAUUGGAUUUAUUCGCGUGCAGAGUUUGAAAUUCAAGGCCGAGGAACAGAGUGAUCUGAAUGAUAUUCUACUUCGAGUUUCGGCUUUUGGUCUCUUCAUUUACGCGGCAUUUAGCGUGAUAGCUGGCUCUCUCUCGGCUUUUACUCACGAACCAAAUCUUCUCGUGAUGGUCACAGGUCUUCUUGCUGUAGCACAGGUGGUACUACAGAUGCUCUUCAUUUCUGAUGUCUCACGUAGGAGAGUUCAUUUACCGGAACACGAUAGAAGCAAACCUGGUCGACAGAUUGUCACCUUCCUGUUGAUGUGCAACGUUACAAUGUGGGUCAUUUAUUCAUUCGAGGCACAUAAAGUCAAUCUCAAUCCAGUUCAACUUGACUUUUAUGGAUAUCUUGCUUGGGCAAUUGUGCAGAGGGUCACAUUGCCACUAUGUAUUUUCCAUAGGUUCCACAGUGCAGUGACGCUUGCUGAGAUUUGGAAGACCAGCUACAAGGCACGUCUUGAGUAAACAAAGAAACGAGCAACGACAAUGGAAAGAGAAUAAAUCGUUCGUUUAAUACGAGUCAUAACAGAAAAGAAUUUUUUCCAUGCGGAAAUGGAAUGGAAAUAUCAAUCUUGAAGUAUUAAACCUAAAAAAGUAUUUAAGAGGAUUCAAAAACCAAGAUUGAAAGAUGAAGUUACUAUGACUCGUCCGAGACAUGAAUGGGUCAAUGUUUUGUUUUCUUUUCUUGGAAUAAAACUGAGAGAUCAAAGAUUUUUUGAUUUCUUGCAGAGGAAAGUAUAGAUUGACUCGCUAAGCUACAACGAACGAAGAAAGCCCUUGGGAAAAAAAAUAAAGGGACUGAAAGUUUAGUACUCGUUUUAAAUAUUCUUUCAGUCAGCAAGUUUCCACCUCAACAAUAAAAAAAAAGUGAUAAAUCCAUCACUGAAGCUGAAUUUCAAGGCGAUUACGGGUGAAAUAAUCCGAGUUUCAACACUUUAAAAAAAAUAAAAGUAGCACUUGAGAGUAGCGCGCAUUUACUUUCACGCAAACAUCACUAGUAAAUUUUAUGCUAUUGUCGUGUUUUCUACUUUUAUACGAACCACGUCCUGCAUCGAAAAUGACUGUAUACCAGUCCUCGAUGUAUGGACGAGGCCAUCAUUUCGUUGAGUUUUUCUGUCAAUGAAAAAAAAAACAAAUUUGUGAUCACACCUUGCCGAUUUAAGACAAGUGUAUAAAAAAUGCAUUUAUAAUCUCAUGCGGACGCAAAUUCAUCGCGCAAAAAAAAAUGAGUGAUUAUUACACUCUUUGACACAUUUUCUUUUUGUCCCGCAAUUCUGUGUUCACUGCGCAUCGCAAAGUACAAAAUUGUUUCUACUUUUCCAAAUACUUUAUCGCACUGUCUUACGUAUAUAUAUGUAGCAUCGCGUGACAAGAAAUUGAGAAUUGAAUAUUGAACGGGGGAAAAAAACCAGAAGAUGUUAAAGACAGAGAGUUUUUAAACAAAACAUAAAAAGAGAAAUGGAACGAGAGGAGUUUUAACGAAAAGUGUGUAUAGAGAAUGUAGUUAUUUUUUUUAAAAGCACUGAUCGCGUAUAAAUCACCGAUAAAGAGACGAAAAGAGACAGAAACCAAGUCAUUAACUAAAAAAAGCUAACUAUGAAUAAUAGAUAUCGUUAAAUAUAGUAGGCAGAGGAAGUGCAACAGGUAGAUUCUAGAAUAUGUUAGUUAAAAUACAUCGUUAGAUGAAUUUCAUCACUCAUGAAAAAGAUAAAAAAAAAAAAAAGUAACUAACUAUUGAUUAGUGUCUAAGGCCGUUUCAGUGAAAUCGAUCAUUUAAACUGAAUAUAUUUGUCUCGGCAAAAAUCGUUGUGAGAAAGAUUCACCAUUUAUAUAGGGAAAUAAAGGCAAAAUUUUUUUUGCACACCCAUCCUUCUCAUCAACCGCGUAAUCUCCAUCCUCCAAUAAUUAUGUACUUACAUAGCUUUCGAGUCUAAAUAUUUUAAUUAUUAGAUUUAUGAAGUGAAGAAAAAGAGAGGUUAUUAUUAAAUUUAUUGACUACGAAAAUAAUCGCGCAAACAUCGCGACAAAUUACGACAUUAUACAUAAACGUAUUAAAUUAAAAUACGUAUAUCCGAAAUGACACUAUUGACAUAUAUAUAUAAUAUACGAUAUAAAUUAUAUAUAUAUAUAAAUAUAUAUAAAUAUAGAUAUAUAAAUAUAUUAUGAGAGAAGAAUGAAUCUGAUUGAACGCGACUGAAUGAAAUGUAAAUAUCAAUAAAAAUUAAAGUACGACAGAGCGUUUGUGAAACGAAAAACGUGCCAUUUUUCAUUAAUUUUGUUUUUUUACAUUCUUUUCACCGACGCUCUGACGCCCGAGACUUGCGUGUAUCUUAGGGUGUUUAAAAAAAGAAAAGAACAAACAAAAAUGCGAAUAAAAUAUUAUCAGUGGAAUGACAACUUAGAAAAAUAUAAUCUUUCGUUCAAAAAAAUGGCCAUUUACCAAAUAUUGAGAAAGAUAAAUAUAUAUAAUAUAUACACUGCCAUACCGGACCAAUUUCAGAGCAAAAAAAAAAAGAAAAUAAACAUUCACAAUCAUUAUUCGAAGGGGAAAAAAAUUAAAAAUAAAAAAAAUCCGGUCGAGUCAUCAUCAUUUAUAUUAAAAAAAAAAAAGCACCUAUAAAUCCUUCCACGAUUCUCGCAAAUAUGUGAGACUUAUACGAGUGUGCGUGCAAAGUAUGAAUGAAAUCGAACGAAUGUGACGUUUUCAUUUGGCAACGACGUCUUUGUAAUAUGCCCGUAUCGUGAGAAGAAUUCUUGUAUAAGUAACACCGAUAUCUUAAAAUAAUACAGUAGCCCUAAGCCUAGCAAAGCAAAGCCGCGGAUUUGCGCACGAUUUAAACAUAAUAAUUAACAAUAAUAAUAAUCCAGAGAUGGGAAAAGCAUUUAUAUCUUUAAUUAAUUAAAAUUUAACUUCUAUAUUACCCUUUUUCUGACCAGAGCCUUUAACUUUUUGCCAAGGUCAGAUCUAUAAAAAAAAAAAAAUAACGGUUAAAUGGACCACAAUAUACUCGGAUAGAUUUUGAUUAUUCCUUAGCAAAAAAAAUACUGAAUUUUUCUCAAAUUAUUGAAUUAUAAAAUUUAAAAAAAGAAAUUCAGAUUUUUUGAUAAGGAAUGCAAGAUUAUACGCUUAUUUUCUACUCUAGUUUUAGAAUAACUCUCGAAUUUUUAUUUCAAAAUUUUUUUUUAAAUUUGGGAUUUUUUUUAAUGCUUUUUUUUAAUUUUUACUGCUUUCUUUAAAAUAAACGGAAAUAUUAUGACUGAUCCAAUAUACUUUAAUGUAAUACAUAUUUAUAUGUUUAAUUAAUAAUUAUUUAUACUAUAUAAUUAAUAUCAUAUAUAUUGUAUAUAAAGGGAUUAUGAAUUUUCAAUUCACUCCUAAAAGAAACCCAAUACCAAAGUAUUUAACUCCGCCACAUUGUUACUAAUAUAUUUCAUUUAUAUACUUAAUGUUCAUUGUUCGAUAUUUGUUAAUUAAGAUAUUAAUCUUUUUAAUAAGAUUUACAUUUUUAAUAUAUCUUUACAAUGCAUUGUACCUGGUGAUUAAUUAUUAUUAUUAUUUUUAUUAUUAGUAUUAUUAUUGUUAUUAUUAAUUUAUUAAUAUUAUUAUUCUGCUAAAAUCCCAUCUCUGUGAAAAUGUAGAACUAUAAGUGAAUAAUUUUCUUCAGGUUUAUUGAGCAAGGUCAUGAUUAAUAAUUCAACUGGAUUUUAAUACUUUUCAUGGGGAAGCCAAUCAAAUGAAAGUUUCACGAAGGUGUGACCACGUUAUUCAAUAUAUAUAUACACACAGAAAAUCUACUUUCGCGUAAUACUAAACGCUAUAUUAUAUAUAUAAAGUUAUAUAUACAUAUAUCGAUGAUCAGACUUUAAUGCAAUCCGCGGUGAUGUUAUUUAAUAUUACGUAGAAAGUUUUUGAUGUCUUCGACUAUAAUUAUCAAAGUUUGUACACACACGCGCACAAGUGACUCAUACUUACAACUAUACAGAAACACAACUGAACAUUAAUGUAAAUGAACAAGAUAAUUAAAAAAAAAAUAAAUAAAUAAAAUAAAAAAUGCAUACAUGUUGUCAAGUAAGCAGUUCUUAAUCCAAAUAGUGAGAAGAACUUUUAAUUCAUUCAUUCGCAAGAUCAUUGAUUGUAAUGUUAUAACGUUUCAUUGUAUCCGUUGAAUGGCACGUACGCGCAUGUCUCAUCCGCGUAAUAAUUUGUAAUGAUAAUGAUUAUUUGGUUAAUAAAAGUUAUCUAGAUGUA